CAGCCAGAGAGAGAGAGAGAGAGAAGGGAUUCCUGGCCGGGUUCCAGGUCGGCGCACUAAUACAAGCUGCGAGGCUCCCGCCUGACUGACGCCGGCGGAGGCUGCCUGCUCGCUCGCUCGCUGCUGCUGCUGCUGCUGCUUUCGCGCUGGCCCCUGCCGCCGUCGGGUUACUGCCGCCGCGUCCCUUUGCAUGAAUUGUCCGAUAUUGGAAGACACUUGCAAUGAAAUAUCUCUGACAACACCUGGGAUAUGUGUGGACAAGCCUGAUUUUGAAAGCAGCUUUCCUCCCAGUGCCGAAAUUUGGGCCUCAUUUUUUUGAAAAAAAGGAAGAGCUACAUAUCUGGGGUCUCGCUUUGCAAUCAUACGUAUUAUCUCCGAUUCAUAUGCACUCCAGCACCUCGAUCAGUUCUUUGUUCUCCUUCACCAGCCCGGCUGUGAAGAGACUGCUGGGCUGGAAGCAAGGAGAUGAAGAGGAGAAGUGGGCGGAAAAGGCUGUUGACUCCUUGGUGAAGAAGCUAAAGAAGAAGAAGGGAGCCAUGGAGGAACUGGAGAGGGCACUCAGCUGCCCCGGGCAGCCCAGCAAGUGUGUGACAAUCCCGCGGUCUUUGGAUGGGCGGCUGCAAGUGUCUCAUCGCAAAGGGCUGCCCCAUGUCAUCUACUGCAGAGUGUGGCGCUGGCCUGACCUGCAGUCUCACCAUGAACUGAAAGCGCUGGAAUGUUGCGAGUUCCCGUUUGGCUCAAAGCAGAAAGAAGUGUGCAUUAAUCCUUACCAUUAUCGACGUGUGGAGACCCCAGUGUUGCCUCCAGUUCUGGUUCCAAGACAUAGUGAGUUCAACCCUCACCUCAGCCUCCUUGCCAAAUUCCGGAAUGCGUCUCUUCACAGUGAGCCACUGAUGCCUCAUAACGCGACCUACCCUGAUUCUUUCCAGCAUCCUCCAUGCCCCCCUCUCCCGGCAUCCCCCCACAUGUUCUCUCAGUCCCCUAGCAGCAUGAGCUACCCUGACUCCCCCGGAAGUUCCUCUACACCAGGAAGUCCUUAUCAACUUACAGUCGAAACGCCACCUCCGCCUUACAACAUGAGAGAAACGCCAGGAAACCACCAUGGACGCUCUAUACAUGCAACCGCAGAGAAUCAGUUAGUCCUGUCAUUGCCCAAUGGAGGUAAAUCUGCCGAUGGAGAACCUGAAAACUUCCGGCCCGUUUGCUAUGAGGAGCCACAGCACUGGUGUUCGGUAGCGUACUAUGAACUCAACAACCGAGUCGGAGAGACUUUCCAGGCCUCUUCGCGAAGCAUACUGAUAGAUGGCUUUACAGAUCCGUCAAACAAUAAGAACAGGUUCUGCCUUGGGCUGCUGUCUAACGUGAACAGGAAUUCCACUAUAGAAAACACCAGGAGGCACAUAGGAAAGGGUGUCCACCUGUAUUACGUGGGGGGAGAGGUGUACGCAGAGUGCGUGAGCGACAGCAGCAUCUUUGUACAGAGCCGCAACUGCAACUACCAGCACGGCUUCCACCCUGCCACCGUCUGCAAGAUCCCCAGCGGCUGCAGCCUGAAGAUUUUCAACAACCAGCUCUUUGCCCAGUUGCUGGCCCAGUCCGUGAACCACGGCUUUGAGGUGGUGUAUGAGCUGACCAAGAUGUGCACCAUCCGAAUGAGCUUCGUCAAAGGCUGGGGAGCGGAGUAUCAUCGGCAGGACGUCACGAGUACUCCGUGCUGGAUCGAGAUCCACCUGCAUGGACCAUUGCAAUGGCUAGAUAAGGUGCUGACACAAAUGGGUUCUCCUCAUAACCCAAUCUCCUCCGUUUCUUAAGAAUCCUCUACCAACCACCUAUGGGAUGCAGAACUUUCUCACCUUGCAGCCAACCUAAAUUUCUGUAUGUAGCUGUAAAUAUAUGAAGGUUUAUGUAUAUAGUAUAUCAUUGGUGGAUUUUUGUCAUGCUAUGUUCAGUGUUUUUCAGUUAAUAAGAUGUUGUAUGAUCCGUUGUGUUGCUGCCUGCUGACAAAGGUAUUGAUGUUUGGGUUUAGCAGGCCAGUUUGUGGUUAAUGGAAUAAGACCAGUGUUAUUUGUAUUCUUAAAAAAUAAAUAAAUAAUUUAAUAAAAUUAUGCACUAAGCAAAGUUAAAUUCUACAGGCCCAUAUGCAUUUUGCAAAUCAAGCAAAGUUGGCUUGUAAAAACCUUGCUAGAAUAGAUGAAGCUCCAUCUAGUCGACUUUCUGCAAAAGCCUCUGGAAGCCCAGGAGUGGACAGCUUUGAAUACCUUCUGUUUGGCCCCUGGCAGGCAGUACUCAACACGAAAUCUGAUCACAGAGGUUCCGUUUAUUUAUCACAAAUAAAUAGCAUUUGCAGGCCUGCCCUCCAUUAAAUUGUCAUUAUUUGGGGUCAUUUAUUGCACCUUUGUCAGUCAUGGGAAGGGAGCAAAACUAUGCUUGGCAAGGAAACCCCACCCGCAGAUCUCUUAGAAGUUGUGCCGAUUCUUCACACAAACGCAGCACUGUUCCCGAGUUUUCAACCAUGCUGUGCCCAUGUCAUUUCAAGACUCAAGUUUUAAAAUUUGCUUUUCAAAAGGAGAAUGGUCAGUGCUGGAACUAUGUGUUAUACUAAACAGAUGGCUGGUGCUCACACAUUUAAUUCUCACCUCCCACGCCGGGGUUUGUUUCUUUUUUUCAUGUGAUGUAUUAUGUCUAUUUAGUUAAGAAGACAGUAGUGUGACCAGUAAUGUCCCUAGAACAAUUGCCCUAAUACGCUCGGCCCGGGGCAUUUUCCCAUGCUGCCCCACAUCAUCCAAGACACACGCAGCUGCUGUUGAACACAGCCAGUGUUUUUAGUUCUUCCCCCUGCAGUGUUGUCUAGGACAAAGUUCCUGUGUCGUGGCAUCAAGAAGUUGUGCAACUCCUCUUCCACACCCUCUUUAUGUGUGUGGUGAGGGACCUGCACCAUCUUGAUACCAGGACAUGAGUACUCAGUACUGGGUGUUAAUGGGUUUAUGCAUUUUCUUUAAUGCCCUAAAUCAGUGGUUCUCAACCUGUGGGUCCCCAGAUGUUGCUGGACUACAACUCCCAUCAUCCCUGAGCUCUGGCCUUGCUAGCUAGGGGUGAUGGGAGUUGUAGUUCAACAACAUCUGGGGACCCACAGCUUGAGAAAGGAUGCCCUAAAUGUUUCUGGUAACUGCUUCUUGCUUACUGUUAAUAUGUAGCUCCUUCCUUGAAUUCUCUAGUUCACUUUUUUCACGUAAAAUGUCCAAUUCUGCAUUUUUGUGUAUGUGAAAGGGAGAAUUAACGUAACAGUGAAAUGCAAAAGAACAGAUUUAAAAGGCUGUAAUUGAGGGGUGGGCAGAAAGUAGAUUAGGAUCUGCUAAUAGAUCUUGGGGCGAUAGGCAGUAGAUCAACAAGGGACAUGGAGAAAGCUAACAAGGAGUAGACUUUUAUGGGAAAGGACUGCGAGCUCAGUUCAUUUCUGGUACCUAAAACAAAUUCCUGGGCUCAAAAUGUCUUCAGACAGGAACUCUUGUGUUUUUUGCACCUGGCUCUGACUAGUAGAUCAUGGGGUUUUAGAAAAAAAGUAGCUCCGGCAACCCUGAAGUGUGGUUAUCCCCUACUCUAUAUUCAGUUGUCACAGUCUAUUAUUAUUUUUUUGCAUUUCAUUGCCAGUUAGCUCCAUCUUUCUGAAUUGGACAGAUUAUUGCUGUUCCUACAAGUGUGCAUCUCUUCUGCUUAUUGGGAUUUUGAGUGAAAAGAAUUUAGGAUUUUAGGAGAAAAGAAACAGGAUAUCAAAGUGUACACGAGUAGAAAAAUAGAUAUGGACAACCUUUAAUGGUGUCAUAUGAAUGCACCUCAUUGAAGUAGCAUCUUAAGACAGGAUUAGUUAUACCUAGGAUUGCUAGUCUCUACCUCAAAAAAAGUGUGCCUAUAUAAAGGUGUUUCAAAAAUAGCAGGAUGCACAUUGCUUUAAAAGAUAGAAACUUCAUAGUUUUCUGUGUUUGAUGCAAACAUGGAAGAUUCUUUCUCUCACCAAACAGUAUCUAGGUUACUUGUUUCACAGUCUAAUUAGUGCAGGUUUGUUUUUUUUGGUUUUUUUGGUAUCUUCUUACACUUGCUGCGCUAAGAAUCAAAUGAGUGUUCUUUUUGCACCUUCCAGAAGCUGUGUAGCACAUGACAGCAGUGGUAAUUAGGAGCACAGACUCUGAAAUAUCACUGAACUGCCAGCAUCCUUAAUUUCCAAUGUUUCUAAUAAUGGACAGUUAAUGACUAUUAAAUCAUCCUUAGCUUUUAAGUUAGAGGCUCUGUUCAGCCACAAAGAGCAGAAGUAACUGAACCCAGCACAUAGAAAUAAACUAAUUACUGCCAGAAAGGGGACGGGGGGGACGGGGACCAGACCAUUUCCUUCAAUAUUCUGUUCCGGCUCUUCAUAUAGAAAUGGCCCCUUUAAAUAGUACUUUUUGUACCAAGUUAUCAACCAGUAUAAAAUUUAUAGCCUUUCAAUGUUCUCUUAAAUGUGCCAUCUGUUGAGAUGUGCUGCCUGAAAUAUUUAAAAGCCGUUUACUAGAAAAGCUAUUUAUCGAUGGCCAGUUUAAGGAAAAGACAUGUUUUGAGGCAGUUAUGUGUGUCAACAAUUCCAAGCACAUUGAAGCCUCUUGUGGAAAAUCUUUUAUCAUUGUGGAGCUAUGAGUGUUCUGUCAUUAUUAUUUUUUAAUGCAUCCUAGUGUUCAGACCUGCCAUUUUCCUAUUAAAAAAUUACCUGCAAAAUCAUUCUCACAGGAAGGUAGUGGAUGAGAUGCUGCUAGUAUUUUACUGGUGUUCAUUGAAUAUUCCUAGUGAAUAUAAGGCGGCUUAAUAGGCCUUUUAUUCUCAGGUUUUGUUUUAAGUUGCCUGCAUGGCUCAGUGAACUAGCUUUGCUGGAGUAAAAAAUUAAACUUGUCAUGCAUAAAUGAUGCAGGUAAAAUGUUAAUGAUAUCGCAGGAUAAUGUUGGCUGGAUCAUGUGGUGGUGAAGCAUAAACAUUGUUUUAUGAGUAAUAAAGCAGAGGGCUUUUUUCUUUUCUUUUUUGCAUUUGAAAAGUUCUUACCUGCAGCCACCAGUAACCACAGCUAGCCACACACAGCUGGGAUUCACAGCGAGAGGAUCAUUGGGUCAGAAUAUGUGCCCUUCAUCCAGGUUUGAAACCUGUAGAAGUGAAGUGCUGAGCCACAGCCCUUGGGGAACACUCCCACAUAAUGAACUGCUGUGAUCAGACGCAUCUCAUCCCACUGCCUAAAAUGAAGGAUUCCUAGACAGAGAUUACCAGACCAUAGUUUUUAACCAAGAGGUAAUUGUAUCUGAAACGUUGUAUGGAACAAUGAACAUAUGCCAGUUUUCAUGGGCAGACCUUUAAUGUACCAUGAGUAAAGACAGGUUCUUCAACUAACUGCAAGGAGUUCUGUUGCAUCGAGCCAAAAGUCUAAUAUCUAGUCCAGUAUCUUGUUUCCAACCGUGAUCCGGCAGGAUGUCCUCAAAGGACAUGAAGGCAGUCUUCCUGUCAUUUGUUGGUGUUCCGAGACAAACUGCCUUUAACCAUACUGCUUCCAUUCAACAGUACAGUUGGCAGUUUGGGACUCUGGGGAAUGGUCUCCUUGAGUGGGCUUUUUUUUAAAAAAGCUAGCCAUGCAUGUUACUUAAAGUGGUCUUACCAGAGGGUCUCUUCAAAAUGUGGUCAACUAGCCUUGUGUUGCACUUUCUGCUAAUUUUGAUGAGUGGAGCUCUGGCCUUUUGGCUCAGAGUCCUACACUGAGUGCCCCGUGGCUAAUAGUUGUUGAUCACCCUAUCCAAAGCAUUUUAAAAAACCAUUUCUACAGCCCAUCCCCUCGUGGUGUGGCAGCAAAUGCUGUAAGUUAACUAUCUGUGGAAACAGUACUUCAUUUUGCCUAAGCCAGUCGUCCAAGUCAAUUGUGGGAACAAGCUCAUAGUGAAAACCUUAAGAGAUGCUUCUUAAGUCUUCCUCCCAAAGUCACAAAUGUAGACAUUAAAAGAUGCACAUUGGACUGCAAUCAUCACACUAUAUAGAUUAUUUCCUCUGGUUUAUGCGAAUUUUACAGUCGGAUCCCAUAUUUGGAUACUCCGAACUAAAUCCCACUAAAUUCAGUGGUGCUUACUCAGAUAUAUACAAAUAAAACUGCAGUCUUAAGCAUGGAACUUACUAAGCAUAGUAAGCUCAGUCUAAUAAAGCUUCCUGACUUAGUCAAGGUUGUAAUUAAUAUCAGAAAAGCUUAUUAAGGCUGCAGUUUUAUACACAGCUGGAAGGCAAUCCCAAUUAACUACAUGACCCUUCCAAGUGGACAUGUAGAAAAUGUUACUACAUAAAUGUUCCUAACUUACCGAAUAGAGGUUUUAUUUUUUUCUUGUGCAACGCUAAUUUUCAAGAAUAUGUAAUUUUAUGCAAUUUGACAAUUUUCAUCGACUUCAUUUGAAACAUUGUGAAAUAUGCAUAACAGUAGUGUUUGGGUAGAUGGGCAUUAAAAUCCUAUAUUGAAUUAUUCAGUACUAAACCCAUACAUCUAAGAUGGCAAGCAAAAUUGCUUUGAGAAUGUAGGAAAUUGAGAAACGUUGCUCAUAAUGUGUAUUUGUAUAAUUCUUGUUUUGUAAUUUAUUAAAUGCUGUGUGUGCCUGA
This is a messenger RNA of Podarcis muralis (Common wall lizard), 6639 nucleotides long. It is a transcript of the gene SMAD9, whose product is annotated as SMAD family member 9. Lineage: Eukaryota; Metazoa; Chordata; Lepidosauria; Squamata; Lacertidae. Gene Ontology annotation, biological process: anatomical structure morphogenesis; regulation of transcription by RNA polymerase II; transforming growth factor beta receptor signaling pathway. The record is from RefSeq and is a predicted model, not a curated record. Gene Ontology annotation, molecular function: RNA polymerase II cis-regulatory region sequence-specific DNA binding; DNA-binding transcription factor activity, RNA polymerase II-specific; I-SMAD binding. Gene Ontology annotation, cellular component: heteromeric SMAD protein complex.